Messenger RNA from Lindgomyces ingoldianus, 1215 nucleotides. RefSeq lists its product as uncharacterized. The transcript has a single exon. Bases 384 to 1007 code for a protein of 207 amino acids. NCBI's taxonomy places the organism in Eukaryota, Fungi, Ascomycota, Dothideomycetes, Pleosporales, Lindgomycetaceae. The record is from RefSeq and is a predicted model, not a curated record.
GGUGAGGGCAGCUUGAUCGAACAUAAGUUAGGGGUGGUUCACCUUUAACCGUCUCAGCCUGGUGACCGGUGAGGGCAGCUUGAUCGAACAUAAGUUAGGGGUGGUUCACCUUUAACAAGACGCAGAGCCUCAUCUCUCAGCCUUGCAGAUUUCAUAUUAAAUUCGCCGUGCCAUCCGGAAGAUAAAGCAGUGACAUUCCAGUGGUCGAUCCUCAAAAAUUUGACUAUCUCCUUACAGCCUACUCUUGACCCUUCUGGUCUUCCUUUGCCCAUUCUUGACAGCGAAAUUUUGCUCGUCCACCGCUCUCACAAAGCGAGAUUAUUUUCAAGCUCAUCCCUUCCAUUUAGUUUCGCCCUGCUCCAUAAAGAGAUAUCUCAUCCAUCAUGGACGAUCGCAUAACGAGGGACAGCUUCAAGAAGUCAUCGCACAACCUCAGACAAGUAGCUCAAGAUCAUGGUACGCUUGAAAAAGAUUUGACUCUCCCGGCUGUAUUUCAGCAAGCGGGUCCCUGGAUUGCUCUCGCCGAGAAGAUUAUUCAGAGUGCUAGAAUAGAACUGGAUAAGAAGGACGCAAAGCCUGUUGGGACAGACCUCCGCCAGUGUUCGCAAACUUGCAGGGAAAAAUCUGAGCUCCUCGAAUUGGUCUUCGGUUAUGUUGCUACCGCAGAAGCGCCAGCGAGAAGGAAGACUUACGCAGAAGCGGUGGCGCAAGAUAAAGAAAGAGCAGUUGAGCUAGUCUUGGGCAGGAUUCUGGGAGCCAUAGCAGACGCAAUAAAGUCCGGGUCCCUCGUUGCAAGCGAUUCUCAAAACGCUGAAUUAGGCGACGCCCUGAAAAAAUUGUCGGGGAUGGCUGCCAAAAACUCUGAAGGCGGACCAGGAAUCAAUUUCUACGGAAUUGGCGACCAGAUCACGAAUCUUGCUGAUGGAAAGAUAAGUGUCGGCAAGGACCACGCUGUUCUGUAUAUUGGUGACAACGUAAACGUGGGUGUGGCACCAAGCAAACCCUGACACAAUCCAACCGAGUAUGUCCAACUUGCGGAACGAUGAAAAAGAAAAUAGAAAGUUAAUCAAUGACUCAGAGUUGAUGUGAGGGCCACAAAGGGGUGUUGUGAGAGCAUAAGAUAGUAUUUCACAGAAGCUGAUGCUCUAGAAGAGUUGAAGGACACAGAAAUAAAACUCUUGGCCAAGAAACGAAUUUCUCAGAAGCCGAUACGCG